AACUUCACGUAGCACUUGGUUGGCGGUUCAAUUUACAGUCUGUUUCUCCCCGUGAUAUCAUCGUGUCCCAGCAUUCGUAGGGGCCCGAAAACAUCACAACAAAUAAUAUUAUGACUCGAUCAACACAAAAACAUUAAUCCUCCCUCCCUUCCUCUUUCUCCCUCAUCAUUUCCGAUCACCCCAACAAAAUUCAUCAAUAUCUCCUCUGCAUCAAUCUGCAUGCACCGUAAGCCCAAUUCAUUCUAACAAUCUCAUAUUCAUAUUCAUGUUCGUUUAGGUUAAUAUUCAUAUGUGACAACUUAUUCAUUUAUUUAAUUAAAACGGUUAAUUAAUAUUCCGAUGGAGAAAGAACCGCUUCUUCCGUCGUAUCCCAAAGCACCCAGGUCACCGGCGCAGCUCGGUGUCUUACCGGAACAAAAUGAGAUAACAAUUCCGGCGACUCUUACUCCGAUGGAGUUUAAAGAUAUGCUCAUAUUUGGUUCUCCUAGAGAAUCACCAUCAUCAACUUCACUUAUAGUUGAUGCCCUAACCCUAAGUGUGAGUAUCGAUAAUCCCAAUGAUUCACCCAAACCAUCACUCUCCGCUUCGUGUUCUGAUUCGAACGUAGGUUCGCUAUCGAAACAAAAUUCUGUUGUGAUUCCAGACAUGCAGAUUCCAUGUCCCCAAACUUACAAGGUUAGGAGAGCUUGUUUGCAUCGCUCGAAAACCGCGCCUGCAAUUUGUACUAUCAAUGAUUUGGAACGGAUUUCGAAGCCGAAACCGCCUCAGUUAGGGUCCCCGUCGAUUGUUCGACAAUCGGCUGUGUUGUUGGUUACGUAUUUGUCACUUGGUGUGGUUAUAUAUUGGUAUAAUAAUGAUCAUUUUGUGGGUACUGAGACUUAUGUGGUUGUUGAUGCUUUGUAUUUUUGUAUUGUGACAAUGUGUACAAUUGGGUAUGGUGAUAUACUUCCGAAUAGUCCGGUGACUAAGCUGUUUUCGAUCAUGUUUGUGUUGGUUGGGUUCGGGUUUAUUGACAUCUUGCUUAGUUCGAUGGUGAGUUAUGUUCUCGAUUUGCAAGAGAAUUACUUGUUGAGUCAUUUGACGAACGAGAAGAAACGAUAUCAUCCUUCUUAUAUAAUCGAUUUCAAGAAAGGGAGGAUGAGGAUAAGGACGAAAGUCGGGUUGGCGUUAGGGGUGGUGGUUCUUUGUAUCGGUUUGGGUGUUGCUGUUUUGCAUUUUGUGGAGAAUCUUGGUUGGCUUGAUUGUUUUUAUCUUUCUGUUAUGUCUGUGACUACAGUUGGAUACGGUGAUAUCGCGUUUUCGUCAGCCAGUGGACGGGUUUUUGCUUGUGUUUGGUUGCUUGUUUCUACUCUUGCAGUUGCUCGGGCCUUUUUGUAUUUGGCCGAAGCUCGGGUUGAUAAGAGGCAUCGGAGGAUGGUCAAAUGGGUUCUCGGUCAAGAUCUCACUGUUGCACAGUUUCUUGCCGCUGACAUUGAUAACAAUGGUUCUGUAAGUAAAGCCGAGUAUGUGAUAUACAAGUUGAAAGAGAUGGGAAAGGUUACGGAUAAAGAUAUAUUACAAAUAUGCACAAUAUUUGAUCGGCUCGACACAGGGAACUCUGGAAAGAUAUCACUUGCCGACCUUAUGCAGAGCCGAAUCGACAGAGAAGGUGAACCACGUACACAUGUGCGGUGAUUAACGUAUCCCAGAUCAACAGUCAUACAGAAAUUUUUGCGGGUUAACUCAUACAUACUUAUGCGAGACGGUCAAGAGGCCCGGUUUACAUGGCAGGAUGAAGCUCCCCUGUUUUAUUGGUGUAUCAAUUGCUUUACAUCCAUAAUGACAUAAAGAUAUUGGGUUGGAAACUUAUAAGAGGAAUCAUUAUACUGCU
This is a messenger RNA of Helianthus annuus (common sunflower), 1870 nucleotides long. Its product is annotated as two-pore potassium channel 3. Gene Ontology annotation, cellular component: plant-type vacuole membrane. The coding region runs from base 340 to 1674 and encodes 444 amino acids. Gene Ontology annotation, biological process: potassium ion transmembrane transport; stabilization of membrane potential. NCBI's taxonomy places the organism in Eukaryota, Viridiplantae, Streptophyta, Magnoliopsida, Asterales, Asteraceae. The record is from RefSeq and is a predicted model, not a curated record. Gene Ontology annotation, molecular function: potassium ion leak channel activity. The transcript is spliced from 2 exons.